AUGGAUCGGUCUUCUUUCACGCCCAGGAAUUCUAUUGCGCACAUUUGGACAGAAAUUCUUGGCCUUCCUGGUACUGCUUUAGAUGCUCUUGAUAUUUCGGACGAAGCAGGGUGUUACCCAUCGUCCUUCAAAGUGGAGCAUCUUGCCCAGAGUACCAUCGCUCUUUCAGCGCUUGCAGCGGCCCUUUUCCAAUCUUAUCGUCAACAGUGUACAGUGCCGAGGGUGACUGUAGAAGCCGAGCAUGCCUGUGUGGAGUUCAAGUCUGAGCGAAUCUACUUGCUCAAUGGCAAACCCGCCCCUUCUACUUGGGGCUCCAUUGGCGGCUUGCAUAAAACCGCGGACGGGUACAUACGAAUGCAUGAUUCGUUCCCCAACCAUUGCGAUAGUGCCUUACGAAUACUAGGCCUUCAAUCCAGCGCUUCAAGGGAAGAAGUAGCGAGGAAGGUGCUGCAAUGGACCUCGACUCAUCUCGAAGAAGAAGCUGCUAGAGGAGGUGCAGUUGUAGCUGCAUUGCGCUCUUUCGAAGAAUGGGACGCUUUGCCACAAGCGAAAGCCCUCAUAGACUUCCCUGUCGCAAUUAAUCAGGUGGCACACUCGAUGCCCUAUCUACCACAAAGAUGCACGACCUUCAGCGAUAGAUGUCUUCAAGGUGUCCGCGUCGUUGAGAUGAGCCGAGUUAUAGCUGCUCCGGUCGCAGGCAAAACUCUAGCAGCACACGGAGCCGACGUAAUUUGGAUCACAUCUCCGACACUGCCAGAUCUGCCCGACUUAGAUAUCGACCUGUCAAGAGGGAAGCGCACAGUUCAAUUGGAUAUCAAAAGACUCGAAGACAAGACCAAACUUCUCGAACUAUUGCGGACUGCAGAUGUCUUCAUCCAGAGCUACCGCCCCGGAAGCCUUGCCGCACAGGGCCUCUCUACUACAGAGCUCCUUCUAUUGAAUCCCAAUAUGAUCAUGGCGAGUUUGAACGCGUACGGGUCAGAUGGGCCGUGGUCGCAGCGCCGUGGCUUUGAUUCUUUGGUGCAAACAUGCUCUGGUCUUAAUGUUGAAGACGCCAGACAGCAUGGCACAGGCGAGGCAGUUCGUGUGUUGCCAUGUCAGGCACUCGACCAUGGCGCUGGGUAUCUCCUAGCAACUGGCAUUCUCGCGGCCCUAUACAAACGCGCGAUCGACGGCGGCGCGUACGAAGUAACGACUUCUUUGGCGGGGGUAAUGAAGUAUCUUCGAUCGUUAGGCCAAUUCGCAGGCAAGAGCGGAUUUGAGAGGAAACACCCAGAGGAUGUGACCCAAUAUCUCGAAACAAGGCAGACAGGCUUUGGGGAAUUGCGUGCUGUUCGACAUGCAGCCAGCAUCGCUGGCGUCACAGUAGGGUGGAAUGAGAUGCCUAAGCCGCUUGGGGCCGACCAACCUGUGUGGCUGUAGCUUCCAAGAAGAUGCAUUGUAAAUUCGUGGUUGUUGUGUCCC
This is a messenger RNA of Parastagonospora nodorum SN15, 1464 nucleotides long. RefSeq lists its product as hypothetical. The transcript has a single exon. Bases 1 to 1422 code for a protein of 473 amino acids. The record is from RefSeq and is a predicted model, not a curated record. Gene Ontology annotation, molecular function: catalytic activity. Lineage: Eukaryota; Fungi; Ascomycota; Dothideomycetes; Pleosporales; Phaeosphaeriaceae.